CUGGAGCGCACAUGAGCUUUAGUGCGGAGCCACCUGCACCGGCCCAGGCUGGAGAGUUGGACAUGGCUGGGUUUUGCGAUGUCCUGGGCUCCUGCUCGGUCCCGCACAGCCUGACUCGGGCAGUCGCCCAUGCCCCGGGCUACGGCCGCGGGGAUCUGGGCUCUGGCCGACGCCUGUGGGCGAACUCGACUUCCCUCAGCCCUGCGCCUUAUGCGACGGGACCGGGACCGGCUCCACCCUACGCUGCAGCAGCCCUCGCCACCCCGGGCUCACUGCUCGGCCCUGCAGGUGGCCUGGCAGGCGCUGAUCUGGCAUGGCUGAGCCUGUCGGGGCAACAGGAGCUGCUGAGGCUGGUACGGCCACCCUACUCCUACUCGGCGCUCAUCGCCAUGGCCAUCCAGAGCGCACCGCUGCGCAAGCUGACGCUCAGCCAGAUCUACCAGUACGUGGCCAGCAACUUCCCCUUCUACAAACGCAGCAAGGCGGGCUGGCAGAACUCCAUCCGCCACAACCUGUCGCUCAAUGACUGCUUCAAGAAGGUGCCCCGAGAUGAAAACGACCCAGGUAAAGGCAAUUACUGGACGCUGGACCCAAACUGUGAGAAAAUGUUCGACAAUGGGAACUUCCGAAGGAAGAGGAGGCGGAGAGGAGAGACCAGUGUGGCCACUGCGCCUGGAACCAGCAGCCCAGAGGCAACCACAUUGGAGCCCCGUGGCUCAGCUUCCCAAGACACACAGACCUCGCGGUCCCCUCCUGCACCCCAGGCCGGCCCCUGCCUCUCAGGGUUCUCCACUGCAGUGGGCACCCUGGCAGGUGACCUAAGCACCCUCCCUGAGGGCCUGGCCCGUGACUUUCCUUUCCGAAGGCCACCAAGUGCGGCUGCCCACAGUCCCCAGAUCCCUAACACUGCGCAGGGCUUUGCCCCUGGCUAUCAGACAAUGGCUACCAGCUUUAGGGUGGGUCAUCUCGUCCACAGCCGGGAAGGGACUGAAGUUUGAAGGAAGACUGAAGACCGGCCAGGUGUUCUGUUCUAACAUAGAGUUCAGGUCCGGAAUCAAUCUCUCCUGGGUUUGCCACCGGUGCCGCAGAGCGCCUGGGUGGAGCUGAGCUGAGGCAGUGCAGCUUGCUGUGAUCCCUUCACCCAGGGGACUAGCCACUCUUGGGCUUCCGGGGCUCCGCCUGUAAAUCCAGCCCUGGGCUCUAUAACAGCGCUCCAGAGAGAGGCUUUAAGCCUUAAAAGGGUGACAGGUUGGCACUCUGCUCCAGCCUUUCCUAAAGAAGCCAGGAGGAGGUCUCCAGUCUCCAGAGAGUUGUCUUGGAGCUGGUCAGAGAAGGGGAGGAAGCUAGGGUGCAAGAGAAUCCAGAGGGCCACCUCUGGCUUCCACCUCUGUCCACCUGUUUUAGGGAAGCUAGAGAAUGGGGUGGGGGUGCAGGAACCCCGAGAUGGGGACAGGUAGCUACCUUCCACCCGCAAGAGACUGCACAUUGAGGGGAGUCAGGACUCUUGGGUUUAGGAUACAUGGAAAGAGGGACUUUUUCCAAAUUUAGGAGGUUGGGAAGAGCUGUUUCAGCAAGAAGGAGUCCCUGUGGGCAACAGCUUCCUCCUCUGUCACUGUGCUCCUGGUAUUACUAGUGCCCCUGUUAUAGUUAUAGAACCUCACUGUCCCCAGACCACAAAACCAGUGCCUGGCACCUAGGAAUCCUUGGACAGCUUGGGUUUGCCUUACAACCGCACAUACUCACAAGAGCUCACCUGAGGCAGGUGGGUGGCCACACCUGUUUUGGCUUCUCUCUGAUCUUGCCUCUUCCCCUCCUGGGGAUACUCCCAGGCAAGCAGAAUCCUGAGAACUACCUGCCUUGUGAAUUGAACUCCCUGGUCUCAGUUCUACUUAUAUUAACAGUGACUGGCAUGGAAUUCGAACCUCCAUGCUUUCUGGAGAUCCUGGAGGUCUCAACUAGACAUCAAGAGUCUUUGUGUCAUCUGGCAUUCUCUGGGGAUAUGGACACUGGAGGCAAGGGAUACACACACACACACACACACACACACACACACACACACACACACACACCAUUCCAAGACAGUUAGGAGGGGUACUUUUCCUGGAAGACAGCAAGAGAGGGAACUCUUUUUUUUUUUUUGGUUUUUCGAGACGGGGUUUCUCUGUAGCUUUGGAGGCUGUCCUGGAACUCACUUUGUAGACCAGGCUGGCCUCGAACUCACAGAGAUCCGCCUGCCUCUGCCUCCCAAGUGCUGGGAUUAAAGGCGUGCACCACCAACGCCCGGGGAGAGGGAACUCUUAAGCCAGAUUAAGCUAGCCGUUUAGAGUCCAGCCCCACCUGCACCAACAUGGUGGGUUUGCCUUGAUUAUCUCAAAUCUGCCUGCUGGGCCACGGCUGCUACUGCUCUGAUAUGAGAGCAGUGAUCUUCUGAACCUAUGGGGUGUGCCUUAUGGGGAGCAGGAGCAUGCGGCUUUUGGUUGCUGAGCGCUCUUUCUACCCAUGUGUUCUGUGGUAUCUUAGUUACUGCCAUGAGGAAGUGAUCUGUGUGCGAGUUGGGUGGCCAUGGUAUUGCUUAAUGGAUCUUAGAGUCAACCCACAUUCCCUCUCCAAAUGUAAUGCAACUUUUAAAAUUCAGGGAAAAAUAAAUUAUUUAGAAUAUAA
Mesocricetus auratus (golden hamster) is the source of this 2661-nucleotide messenger RNA. It is a transcript of the gene Foxi2, whose product is annotated as forkhead box I2. Gene Ontology annotation, biological process: regulation of transcription by RNA polymerase II; cell differentiation; anatomical structure morphogenesis. NCBI's taxonomy places the organism in Eukaryota, Metazoa, Chordata, Mammalia, Rodentia, Cricetidae. Bases 12 to 998 code for a protein of 328 amino acids. Gene Ontology annotation, molecular function: DNA-binding transcription factor activity, RNA polymerase II-specific; RNA polymerase II cis-regulatory region sequence-specific DNA binding. The record is from RefSeq and is a predicted model, not a curated record. The transcript is spliced from 2 exons.